CGGGUAUUUCGUUACGGUUGUUGCGUAGGAAAUGGGUCGCAAGAAGAGGAAGCAACUGAAGCCAUGGUGUUGGUAUUGCAAUCGGGAGUUUGACGACGAGAAGAUUCUAAUCCAACAUCAAAAGGCAAAACACUUCAAAUGUCCUUAUUGUCACAGAAAACUGUUCACCGGUCCUGGUUUGUCGAUUCAUUGCAACCAAGUAAGUCAAGACAUUCGUCAAUAUUCAAAACAUCAGGUUCACAAAGAGAAGCUGGAUAAGAUUCCUAAUGCCUUGCCAAACAGAACAAGCACUGUCAUUGAUAUAUACGGCAUGUCCGGUAUUCCGGAAGUAGAUAUGAUCGAACAUGAAAGACAGAAAUUUGGGUUAGAAGGUGAAGACGAACCACCAGAGAAAAUAGCCAAAGAAGAUGAAAGUGCCCCGUUUUACCCACCACCGCCUAUCCACCCUGCACUGCCUUUCAUGCAGACAUUGUGUCCACCUAUAGCACCUUUCGGACAUAUUGGACUUCACACCCUACCUCCACAUUUGAAUUCAGUACACUAUGUACCACCACCACCGCCUCCUCCUCCUCCUGCAGCUCCCGCUCCUCCUCAGCCAGCUACUCCAAAUGACGAGAAGUCCCCUACAACUACUCCGAAGGCUACUUUUCCUGCCUAUUCAUCUCCAUCGUCUAACGUGAAAGCCAACGUGUCCAAAGUCCCGAAGCCCACGUCUGGAGUUAAUGGAGUAAUCAUCGAGUUAAUUCAUCCCGAUGAAGACUUGUCCCUAGAGGAAUUAAGAGCUGAGUUGCCGCGAUACAAAACUAUUGUUGAGAAUGCAGCAAAAAAGAUUAUACCUCCUCCUAUUCCUAUAACUCUGGGACUAACGACUCCAAGUUUCAUACCUCCACAGCCCACACAGAUUGUGUAUCCUCCGAUUGUGCCUACAGCCUCCGUCCAGAUGCCGUUUGCUUACGCACCUGGAUUUAUCCCUCCGCCUGCUUUCGGCUUGCCGACGAUGCAACCUCAAAUCGCGCCUGCUCCAGGUCAACUUACACCCUGGGCUGGAAUGCCACAGUUACGGUUCUAA
Messenger RNA from Schistosoma curassoni, 1069 nucleotides. NCBI's taxonomy places the organism in Eukaryota, Metazoa, Platyhelminthes, Trematoda, Strigeidida, Schistosomatidae. The record is from the annotation of a GenBank genome assembly.